Molecule: messenger RNA, 1556 nt
Organism: Linum trigynum
Lineage: Eukaryota; Viridiplantae; Streptophyta; Magnoliopsida; Malpighiales; Linaceae
Source: the annotation of a GenBank genome assembly
CAGGUUAGGUUACAAAAUCGAAAGCCCAAUUCCCCCAAUUUGCUCCGCCACUCAUAAAGUUUCCGUCUUUUCUUUUUGCGCUCUCUCCAUCCAUCGCCGCCAUCGCCAUCCACACCAAACCCUAAUUCCUCCGCCUCUCCAUCUCUUCGGCCGGAACCCACCGCAAUGUCUUUCUCCCACUCCGACCACAACCACGAUCCCGACCGCCGAUCCCAGCAGCAACCACCGCAGCCCCGUCUCUACAACCCGUACCAGGACCUCAACACCCCGAUCAAAACCCUCUACAACCUACCCACAUCGCCGGAGUACCUCUUCUCGGAGGAAUCCAUCAAGCAGCGCCGCUCGUGGGGCGAGAAUCUCACCUUCUACACCGGCACCGCCUACCUGGGCGCCUCCGUCGGAGGAGGCGCCGCGGGGCUCUACUCAGCGGUCAAGGCGUUCGAGCCGAACGAUACGCUCAAGCUCAAGGUGAAUCGCGUCCUCAAUAGCUCCGGCCACGUGGGCCGGGUCUGGGGGAACCGGAUCGGGAUCGUCGGGUUGAUCUACGCGAUGGCAGAGAGUGGGAUUGUUGCGGCUACGGAUCGGGAUGACGUUUGGACCAGCGUUGCGGCCGGGCUCGGGACCGGCGCCGUUUGUAGGGCGGCGAGAGGGGUGAGGUCUGCUGCUGUCGCUGGGGCUUUGGGAGGGCUGGCUGCAGGAGCUGUGGUGGCUGGGAAGCAGGCGAUGAAGAGGUAUGCCAUGAUUUGAUCGGAACAGGGGAGGACGAGGAGAAAGGUUGGAGCUUUGAGGUUAGGGUUUGAGCUCUUGUUUUAGACUUCUCCUUUAGCCUUAUGGUUGUUUUGUAAUAAGAUUUGAUAUGCUGUGUUCUGCUCCAGUUUUGAUCGUGAUAGUAGAAAUUUGGUGGAAUGGAAAUUAGGAAGAAGAAGAAGAAGCACAGGGAGAAUGAAUCAAAGGAAAGAGUAGUUAGUUGGUAAGUGUGGAAAAAUUCAAUGUUAUUUUGGCAUGGAAGAAUCAUGCUGUGAUGAACAACAAAAAUUUGAUGAAAUGUAUAAUGGUGGUGUUCUCAUUUCUCUGGUGAUGUAAUUCGCCGACUUUGUUCGAAUUUAAGGAAUAACAUUCUGCUGCUGCUUUGAUAUAGAGCUACAAAUGUUGUAGUGCAUUUGUGUUUGUGCUCCGGCGUGGUUGCGUAAUAUCUGAUCUCAAUGAGUAUCCUUGAUAAGGAAAUCUAUGCUGUUUGGAAGCUUUUUUUUGUGCUGUGGAUCUGUUGUUGCAGGUCAUCUUUCAGUUUAGGAUCUUAUUAAGCUGCUAGUGCUGAGUUUUAGUUCAUCCAUCAGAUGUAUAAUGCAUCAUGCAUGUAUGCUUUGGCUGCAGCUUAUUCCUUAAUCCUGUACCUCUCAGCUGUGUCGAACCGUUCUUGAUGUUACUUUCUAGGUAGAGGUCUGUUGGUCUUUUAUCCAACUAGGCAAUCUCCUGCUUUAUACCAUGUCUAGGAUGAAAUCUUAAUGCAGAGUGCCUGACAGUGUGCAUGGUUUGUUCAAAAAAAGAAUGGAUUUGAA